This is a messenger RNA of Rubroshorea leprosula, 1118 nucleotides long. The record is from the annotation of a GenBank genome assembly. Lineage: Eukaryota; Viridiplantae; Streptophyta; Magnoliopsida; Malvales; Dipterocarpaceae.
AAAUGGCCCAACCCCAUAAAAAGCCUACCAACUACCCAAGCCCAAAAUCCCAAAAACCAAACACAAAACCCAUUUAACCCAAAACCCAAAAAAAAAAAAAAAAGAGAAGGGAAAUAAAAAAUGGAUCGGGAACCUUCUUCCUCCUCACCCCGAUUUUCUCGUUUUCCUUCCCUCCCCACAAACCAGCCGGCAGCCACAUGCCGAACCAUCAUCAGCCACCCCCCUCUGCUACCGCGAACCAGCCUUGCUCUUGCACCUGCCCUGCACCGAGCCUGGCCCCAAUCCCGUGCCUUCUGCACCAUAUCUCCUGCUCUUUCUGCGCUCGAAUCGCCUGCACUAUGCACCAGCCAUCACCGGCAAUCGUGCCCUGCACGCCCGAGCCAUCAUACCCCCCUACGCCCCUCUGCUGCACGAAAUCCCCUGCCUUUCUGCGCCCGAAUCGCCUGCACUCUGCACCAGCCAUCACCGGCAAUCAUGCCCUGCAUGCCCGAGCCAUCAUACCCCCCCUACGCCCCUCUGCUGCACCGAGCCCUGCCCUUGCUGCCCGACCUUGCUUCCUGCACCAGCCUUGCUUUGCGCCCCAAUCUCAUGCCCCUGCCUUCUGCACACUACAGCCAUACGAAAAAAUAAACAGCCAAUACCAGACAAAAUUGGCAUCAUUGAUUGACAGAGCAAGGCCCCUGUUUUUUGUGGCAUUUUAUUUUUAUUUUUAUCAUUUUGGGUCUAUAUAUAGAGCAAAAGGCAGAGGUCUGGGGGGUGGUUUUUUGUUGAUUUCGGGUCUGGUUUUGGGAGUUCUCCUUUUUGGUGAGCUUUGUCUCCGUCACUGGUGUUAAAGGGUUGGUUCGAGAGUACAGAUUUGGGAAAGUGCAACAGCGGCUUAAGGAAAAAAGGAAACAUUUUCUGGGUUUGCCUUAGGUAAUUUCUGAACGGAGGAAUUUUUGGGAAAAGCCGUGAGGGAGAAGAAGGGAGCUUGAUCCCGUGGGUGGGAUCCCUCCCUUCGGAUCUUAAUCUGCUUUUUUUCCAGAAAUUUCGCCUUCUUUGAUUCUGAUUGCUGUAGAUUUUUGCUGUAUUGGAACUGUAUUAGAUGAUGAUACUGCGAAUGAAAUCAAGCAUGUUUG